Pantherophis guttatus is the source of this 761-nucleotide messenger RNA. It is a transcript of the gene UBTD2, whose product is annotated as ubiquitin domain containing 2. NCBI's taxonomy places the organism in Eukaryota, Metazoa, Chordata, Lepidosauria, Squamata, Colubridae. Gene Ontology annotation, molecular function: protein binding. The record is from RefSeq and is a predicted model, not a curated record.
GAGCAGGCGGAGGAGGAGGGGCGGGGGGGUCUCCGGGCCGGGACGGCCGGGCCCCAUGGGCGGGUGUGUGGGCUCUCACCACGACUCUUCGGGCAGCCUCAAUGAGAACUCGGACGGCACCGGAGUUGCCCUUGGCCGUAAUCAGCCCCUGAAAAAGGAGAAACCAAAAUGGAAAAGUGAUUACCCCAUGACAGAUGGACAGCUACGUAGCAAGAGAGAUGAAUUUUGGGACACAGCACCUGCUUUUGAAGGCCGAAAGGAAAUCUGGGAUGCCUUGAAGGCUGCAUCACAUGCGUUUGAGAACAAUGAUCAUGAACUGGCACAAGCAAUCAUUGAUGGUGCAAAUAUAACUUUACCACAUGGUGCUCUGACAGAAUGCUAUGAUGAACUGGGAAACAGAUACCAGCUUCCUGUCUACUGCCUUGCCCCACCCAUCAACAUGAUAGAAGAGAAGGGUGAUCUAGAGACUCUGGAUUUUCCGGAUCCACCGCCUAACUCUGGUCACGAAUGCCAGCUUCGUUUACGCCUCUCAACAGGCAAAGACCUCAAACUUGUGGUCCGCAGUAUGGACACUGUGUAUCACAUGAAGAGACGACUACACGCAGUGGAAGGCGUAGAACCUAGAAGUCAGCGAUGGUUUUUUUCAGGCCGGCCACUCGCAGACAAAAUGAAACUGGAGGAACUGAAAAUACCAAGGGAUUAUGUGGUGCAAGUAAUUGUGAGCCAGCCCUUAACAAAUCCCGUCUUGGUGGAGAACUGAU